Messenger RNA from Hydra vulgaris (swiftwater hydra), 2061 nucleotides. Lineage: Eukaryota; Metazoa; Cnidaria; Hydrozoa; Anthoathecata; Hydridae. The record is from RefSeq and is a predicted model, not a curated record.
GAUAGGGAAUCGUAUACCUAUGUCUAACAAAUAUUGGUUGCUGUAUUUACAGCUUAGAGAAAUAGCUGAUUAUGUGUUUGCUCCAAAAAUUUCUAAAUCAGUGUUAUCGUUUCUGCAAUUUUUAGUGGAGCAGUUUUUGCACAAUUUUGCUGAACUUUUCCCAGACAAUUUUACACCCAAGUUUCAUUUCAUGCUUCAUUAUGCUCAUCUUAUUAAUGAUUAUGGGCCACUACGUUAUUUAUGGUGUAUGCGUUUUGAAGCAAAACACUUGUAUUUCAAAAAAUUGGCUUCUUCGAUUAGAAAUUUUAAAAAUAUUGCCUAUUCGCUUGCAAAACGACACCAGUUACGGCAGUGUUGGGAGAUGACAUCCUCAGAUUUCUUCAAAGAAUAUGAGAAAACUUAUAAUCUUUGUUCCAUUUUGUUUGAAAGUUUAGCAGCUUCUAUUCAAGAAAAACUAAGGAAGAAAUUGAUGGAAAAACGCUGGUGUCUUUAACUGAGACAAUGGUGGCCAGUUUAUGUCAGACGAUUCGUUGGCAAGUAGUACUCAUUGAAAUUAUAAGGCAUCUUAUAACUUCACAUGAACAGCACGAAAGAACUAGCUCUUAUGUUAUUGAAAAUGAUGUUUUAAAUACAUCAAUAACAUCCCCAAUAUCUUGUGAUGAAGAUGGUAGUAUGAUUGCUGGAGUGUCCCAAAGUAUGAAACCAUGGCCAGUGUGUUAUCAACUACCCAUUUUGCCUCCAUCAGUAAAUGCAGCUUUAGAUGCUAAAGAUCAUUGUUUUCUUAACUUGAAUCGUAGCAAAUGUAGGAACCAGCUUUUACAAUGUCUUUAUGACGACAUCAGCAGAUACACAAUGUAUCCAUCAGGUGUGCAAUACUCAGCUGUACUUGCUGCCAUUUGCAGUAGGUAUCCACACUUAAGUGACUUCCCAUCAAAAAGUACUUCUUCUUAUAGAUAUGUUGUUUGUCCAACACUAUUAGAAAGCUUGAAGAACAAGUUUAAAAAAGAAAGAACUCCUUUAAUCCAUUUGUCUGUUGUUGCUGAACAUAAGAAGAAAUUUGGCCAACAAGGUAGAGGUCGAAAAAGAAAGGAAGAUGCUGUUAGUGAUAACCAAUCUUGUACUAGGAAAAAUAGAGAAUUGCCGAACAAACUUCCUCUUGAGGAAGAUGAAACAACUAUUGUAAAACAUCAUGAUGACAUGAAAAUAGAAUGCAAUAAGCUCCGGCCAGACAUUAACAUGCUGUUGGAUCGCCAGCAACGUACUUGUGCUGCUCGUGCAAAGGAUUUUGAUUCUGUAUUAAGUACAGCAGAUUUAAAAUCUACUUUUCCUUGGCUCUCUAUUGCUAGAUUGUUUCUAAAUGAAAUGAGAUUAAGAUUUGCCAAAGAUCUUGACAAACAACUCCACCAAUGUAUGGGUGGAAUGGCUGACAAAAUUAUGCAACUCGUAAAAUCAAAGCAUAAAGAUGAUGUAGUAAAUGCAAUUUCUGCAGAAAUUGAGUGUGAACUUGAUGACUCCAUGAAGAAAGAUGCCACAUUAAAUGCAGCCAUUAUUGUUUUACCAAGACUGUUCAAAGAAUCUAUAGACUGCCUGGUUACGUUUGACAUCGAACCAUUGCAUAGUACGCUAACUAUCAAAGUGCCAAAAAAACAAAGGCUAAUAACAAAAGACUGUUGUGUAAUGUUGGAUGGUUGCAACAUAAUAGAGCAUUUCAGCGAUGUUGAUGUUUCGUUGGCUAUGUCGUGUGUUUUUGCAUCGUAUUAUAUAUAUAAUAUUCAAUAUCCAGCGCAAUUGAAGAACACAUUGUUGUUUUAUGAACAUAUUGUCUAUGGAUUGUCUACUAAAGCAUCACCAGUGACUAUAACGAGAAUGGCAAAUACUUUGAAUGAGUAAUCAAAUUGAUUUAUUAUGUGUUUGUAGUUAUAUAUUUGCAUAGUCAAUAAUUCAGCUUUUUUUUUACCCUUAAAAUUAAUUGUUUAUGUUAUUCUGGAGUGGUUUUACAUUUAUUUUAAUAAUUAUGCAUUGAGUCAUAAGUUGCAACAUACGUGGAUUCUUAAAAUACUC